AUGGCAACGAAACUUACGCAUUUAGCACCACCGCCUGCUUUUGAUGCCGAAAGUGACAAGUCGUCCUUAGCUCAACGAUGGAAAGACUGGCGUGAAAGAUUUGACAUGUACUUGCUUGCAGCAAAUAUAACGGAUGCCAGACAAAAGCGUGCUCUCCUACUCUACGUUGCUGGUCCCGCAGUUCAUAAGAUUUUCAACACGUUAACCGAUACUGGCACAGAUUAUAAAACAGCUGUGGAGAAACUCGACAGUUAUUUUCAACCGCAGAAAAAUGUAAUUUACCAAAGAUAUGUAUUCAAACAGACCCGUCCUAGCCCUGACGAAUCGGUUGAUCAUUUCAUUACACGUCUUCGACAGAAUCGACUGAAUCGACUUACAACCAAUCGUUCUCGAAUUGGCGACCAGAACGAGUCAUUUCAACAAGAAAGCAAAACAGCGAAUAUAUCCGGAAAAUAUACUGGUAACUGUUUUAACUGUGGUAGCAACUAUUUUCCAGGUCACAAACAAGUUUGCCCAGCACAAGGAAAAUCAUGUCGUUCGUGUGGAAAGCUCAACCAUUUUGCAAAGUUUGCCGCAGUUCCCCAAUGCGAAAGCCAGAAUUUCGUGCACAAAACAGGGAAAAAUCGAAUGAAAUCGACAACUCUAUUAAAGCAAUCAUAACAACGCCAAGAGAAACCGGAACCGAAAGUUCGGCGAAUGACGACAGCGACGAAUACACCUUCACCUUGACCCAAGGUCAAUCCAAGUUCAGCCCAAUGAAGGUAACCAAAACAAACAAGGGUGUUUUCGUGACGGCGAAAAUAAACGAAACGGAUAUAAGGUUAGUUUUUGACUCUGGUGCAACAACAAAUAUUUUAGAUUCUGCAAGUUUUGAACGUAUUCAAAAGAACACUGCGAAAUUCCAACUAGAACCUACGUCAAUCAAAAUAUACCCAUACAACUCUACAGUUCCUCGACCCACUACCGGCAAGUUUGAAGUUCAAUUUUAUAAUGGUACAAAAACUACAUCUGCAACAUUUCAUGUUGUUGAAGGAAAUUCUGGGUCAUUGUUGGGAUAUGAGACGCAACAGAACUGGGACUUUUGCAUGUUAAUGUCAACCAAACAACAACCAUGCCUAGUUCUACAUCAAGCAACACAUCUGAUCUGGUCGCAAAGUUUCAGCACCUAUUUACUGGCAUUGGUAAACUGAAAAAUUAAAAACAAAAGCUACAUCUUGACCCUAGUAUACAACCAGUUGCCCAAAAACCUCGGCGAGUACCAUUUCACUUACGUAAGCAAGUAUCUGCCCGAAUUGAAGAAUUGGAAGCACUCGAUAUCAUAGAACGUGCAUCAGGUCCAACAUCGUGGGUAUCGCCUGUGGUCGCAGCACCUAAACCCCACGACCCAUCUGAAGUUAGA
Messenger RNA from Paramuricea clavata, 1399 nucleotides. Lineage: Eukaryota; Metazoa; Cnidaria; Anthozoa; Malacalcyonacea; Plexauridae. The record is from the annotation of a GenBank genome assembly.